CAGAGCUUCGGGAGCGGAGCGUGUGUUCAGCCGGAGCAGGAGAACCUGUGCGCGGACUCUUCUUCACUCUCACCGCGCUCUUCCUGCGGAGCGUCCUGUCAGCCGCAGCCGGAACAGGAGGACCUGUGCUCGGACUUCACUCCACUCUGACCCCGCUCCUCCUCCACCGGAGCUCCGGGAGCGGAGCGUCCUGUCCACCCGGAGCAGGAGGACCUGCGCUCGGACUCCUGUCCGCUGUCACCCCCGCUCCUCCUCCGGGAAAGUUUUUUCCUCCAGCGGAGCCGGAGGGAGUCUCCCACCUCCCGUCUCCAUCACCCCCCACCCCGCCCCUCAGGAGCGCCGCUUGUCGGAUUAAAACCCUCCGCGAUGUCCGGGGCGUACUGCCGGAGCCUGUACCGGUUCGGCGGGGAGCAGCACCAGCAGGGGCUGAGCUUCGAGGCCGGGGAGAUCAUCCAGGUGGUGCAGGCUCUGCCCGGAGGCUGGUGGGAGGGCGAGAAGGAAGGAGCCCGGGGAUGGUUCCCCUCCAGUUAUGUGCAGGUUUUGGAGAGGACAGCAUCCCUGAGUCAGCUUCCCGUGGAGGACCUCAGAGACCCCCUGCCUCCUCAGUGGAAAUGCUACAUGUCUCCACAAGGGCGGCGAUACUACGUCAACACCACAAACAACGAGACGACGUGGGAGCGACCGGGCAGUGCGCCGGGGACGCCCAAGAACUCCUUCCGUCACAAGAACUCGCUGCCAGCAGUGAACGGAUUUCACUCCGGUGGCAGCCCCCUGCACCAUGGGGAUCACUCACACAACAGUCUGGUUCAGAAAGGCAGCACAGAGCCUCAGCAGAGCCCCGGGUCGACGUCCCCCACCAGGAAACAGAGCAAGGAGACCACCAUCACGAUCAACAGCGUGACGUUCCCGUUGCCCGCCUGCAUGUCCGAGCAGCAGCUGCUGAAACCCGACGAGUGGAGCUACUGCGAUUACUUCUGGAACGAUAAGAAGGAUCCCCAGGGCAACGGCUGCAUCACAGGCUUCGAGGUGCUGGUGCACAAACAGCUGAAGGGGAAACAGAUGCAGAAAGAGAUGGCAGAGUUCAUCCGAGAGAGGAUAAAGAUAGAGGAGGAGUACGCCAAGAACCUCUCCAAGCUCUCACAGAUCCCGCUCGCCGGCCAGGAAGAAGGGACUCUUGGGGAGGCGUGGGCCCAGCUGAAGAAGAGCCUGGCCGAUGAAGCCGAGGUUCACCUAAAGUUCUCCUCCAAGCUCCAGAGCGAAGUGGAGAAGCCUUUCCUCACCUUCCGCGAGAACUUCAAGAAGGACAUGAAGAGGUUCGACCACCACAUCGCCGACCUCCGCAAGCAGCUGGUGGUCCGCUACGCCGCCGUGGAGAAGGCCCGGAAAGCCCUGUCCGACCGGCAGAAGGAGCUGGAGGUCAAGACGCAGCAGCUGGAGAUCAAACUCAGCAACAAGAUCGAGGAGGACAUCAAGAAGGCCCGCCGGAAAUCCACCCAAGCAGGAGACGAGCUGAUGCGCUGUGUGGACCUUUAUAACCAGUCCCAGUCCAAAUGGUUUGAGGAGAUGGUCACUACCAGCCUGGAGCUGGAGCGGCUGGAGGUGGAGCGGGUGGAGAUGAUCCGGCAGCACCUGUGCCAGUACACCACCCUGCGGCACGAGACGGACAUGUUCAACCAAAGCACGAUGGAGCCGGUGGACCAGCUGCUGCAGUGUGUGGACCCGGCCAAGGACCGGGAGCUGUGGGUGCGUGAGAACAAGACCGGCGAGGUCCGGCCGGUGGACAUCGAGAUCUGACCUCUGGAAGGACGAGGUGGACGGGAGAUAAAGUCUGUGAUGGACUCACAAACUACCGACCAAAACACACACAUUCCCACACAUACACACACGCACACACACUCACACACACGUGGCUCCUCGCAGACUGAGGGACGAUCACUUUCUAGCUCUCUGGGUCACGACCGGAGUCCGGUGAGAACCCUACAGGAUGAAGGUGGUGCUUGGUGGAAGAGAACCGGGACUCUUCACUGAAGGACACUCAGGUGGUCGAGAAGCAGCGACGCUAAACGAGGAACACGCCUAAAAAUGUCGACUAGCUUUGUGUCGCGCCAGCAGUGUUAUGCUAACUCUACAGAACUGCAACGAUUUUAACAGACGCCGCCGAGCUGAAGGCGUCCAGGCCUGAGAGUUUCGCUCCAUUACUGUGUUUCUGAGUACUUCAAUGCUAGUGAACGCGCCGACGUUGACCGGUUGCUAAGCCCCUCCCCCUUAGCUGAUGUAGCACUGCUAGCCACAAGUUACCAGGAGAAAACAAAGCAGUUGUUGUGUUUUACCAGAACUUUACAAACAGUUCAUACCUGAAGGAAAUAAUAUGUUGCUUCUGUGAGCAGACAUAUGCUACAAAGCUACAUAGCUACAUAGCUACGUAGCAUCUUGUUAGCGAGAGCUAACAACAACCGUAUCAGGACCAGCGGUUUGUUGGUUUUGAAUGUGGUUAAUACUAAAAUUUCCGAAUGUUUCUUAGACUUUAUGAAGAUGCCGCUUUAAAAUGUUUCAGGUUUUUUAACACGUUGACAGUUUUUUUUUUUUUUUUUUUUAAAUGUGAAGAAAAUUCAGGAUCUUACGUGAAAUGAUUGACAAGGAGGAGGGCGGGCUUUAGCAAUCGCUCAAUUUCUGAUGUUUAAAAGAGCAAAAAAUGAUCAGAAGCACCACUUUUGUUUUUCUCAAUUGUUUUGCCGCAUUCCUAAUAAGACUUUAAAAUCAGCCUGUUGCACUUUAUACUGCCAUGAUUUUUUUUUUUUUU
Salarias fasciatus (jewelled blenny) is the source of this 2800-nucleotide messenger RNA. RefSeq names its product growth arrest-specific 7b (gene gas7b). Gene Ontology annotation, cellular component: plasma membrane; clathrin-coated vesicle; cytoplasm. The record is from RefSeq and is a predicted model, not a curated record. Gene Ontology annotation, molecular function: protein binding. Gene Ontology annotation, biological process: clathrin-dependent endocytosis; clathrin coat assembly; neuron projection morphogenesis. The transcript is spliced from 14 exons. Lineage: Eukaryota; Metazoa; Chordata; Actinopteri; Blenniiformes; Blenniidae. Bases 367 to 1794 code for a protein of 475 amino acids.